This is a messenger RNA of Sebastes umbrosus (honeycomb rockfish), 1753 nucleotides long. It is a transcript of the gene map3k7cl, whose product is annotated as map3k7 C-terminal like. Bases 570 to 1001 code for a protein of 143 amino acids. The transcript is spliced from 6 exons. Gene Ontology annotation, cellular component: nucleus; cytosol. The record is from RefSeq and is a predicted model, not a curated record. NCBI's taxonomy places the organism in Eukaryota, Metazoa, Chordata, Actinopteri, Perciformes, Sebastidae.
GACCGUGUCACUCAAAACGGUGCUGCAGCUAUGGGCAUUUUUGCGGGCUAAAGUCAUGUCAUAUGAGACAUUUAAUUGGGCCCGGGUCGCCACAGGGAGGACAGACGGACGGCAUUCCUCCACACACAGCCUGCUCCACAGCCUGCUGCCUGCUGUCUGCUGACCUGUUGUGUUGCUCUGCGCCGCGUGGCCGCUGCUGCACUCCGUGGAGAACAUGUCCAUACCCACGCAAACCUGAGCUGCUGGAGUUGCCUCUCUGAUUAUGGUGGAAAAACUUAUGAAUAGAAAAUAAUAUAGUUGGUGGGACUGUCAAAGGGGGAAGUGGAGGUCAACUUUUUGGAGAGAUAGUUGUGCGCCAUGCAACGGCUGAGAGACGGCUUUUUCUAAAAUAAACCUCAGCGGUGGACAGACAGACGGGGGACAGACAACAAUCAGUAUUGAGGACAUACACUGCUACUUUUUUUUUUAAACUUUAUUAUACGGAAUUUUCCUGCUGCUUCAGGCUUCAUUCCAACUGAACACAACACCUGCUGACUCUGUUUUGUGCCUGUGGCCUCGUGAAGGGAUAAAUGAUCACCUCAACCAGAAGAGUGUCUCCUGAUAAAUCUGAAGUUAGAAUCGCCUUCAGCCUCGAGGACACAUCAGAUGUAAAAGAUGUGGAGGACCUCCCUCAGACUUUCCCAGACCUUGAACAGCGUCUACAGCCAGUGCCCCCCUCUGUGUCUCUGAGAGAGAGUGUUCAGGUGUACAAGGAACACUGCAGGACGGCGAGAGAGUUCCACCAGGUCAAACAUGAGAUGGCCGUGCUUGAGGACCGCAAGCGCAAGUUGCUGGCAGAGCUGGUGGAGGAUGAGCAGGUUGCCAUGGAGAUCGCCCGUCUAGAGGAGGAGUUUCGCCGUCUAACAGAGGAGAACCGCAACUUGAUGACAGUCCACAACGAGCGUGCUCAGCAGCUGGAGAGGCUCUGCUUGACCAAUCGGACGAGGCAGGACUCCUCGUGACCUCUGACCUCCGCAGAACCUGAGGCCUCCAGACAUCCGGCUGACGCCAGGCCAUGAAACCAAGCAGAAAUAAAGGCUCAGCUAGUGCUCAUUCUACACAACAACAGUCAGUGAAUCAGCUGGAGAAAGGCGUCGUGUUUAUUCAUGCCUGAGUCAUUUGUUUGAACCACAGAAGUACUGUCAUUAUCAGUGGGAAGCUGUUGUAGUGAUUCUACCAAGCUAUGACACAAGGCCACUUUUCUGGGUUUUGUUAUUAUGUGAUCUUGCAGAACCUUCCUGGUCGCCACAGCAAUACCUCCCAGUAUAUACACAAUACAAUGUCAGCUGCUGUGAAUGUGACCGGAUAUUCUGAUAUCUGUCUCAGGUCCUGUGGAGACUCAGAUCUUUUACCUGAGGUCUGUGGAGGGAGCCAAAGGUGGUAUGAUGUGGUCCAAAUGUUGUAUUUUGAGGAACGUUUCCCUUCCCUCUCUCGCACCCCGACACUUGUCCGUCAAGUUCCUGUUAUGAUAAAAAGGAAAUGAGACGAGCAUUUAACAGGGAUCGGGAAAUUAUAGCCAUCUGUGAGGAACAGCAAAAGAAGAAGGGUGAUUAUCCAUUUCACAAUAAGUAUCUGCUGCGACACAACACCGUAAGAGUUGUACAUUUUUUUUUGAUGUAGCGUGUCUCGCCCACCUGUUGAAGGGGAAGUAUACAAGAUAAACUGUUGCUUAUCGUCCUCGUCUAUUAAUAAAAUGCAUUUUAUUUUAACACCA